Racocetra persica is the source of this 129-nucleotide messenger RNA. The record is from the annotation of a GenBank genome assembly. NCBI's taxonomy places the organism in Eukaryota, Fungi, Glomeromycota, Glomeromycetes, Diversisporales, Gigasporaceae.
AUGAUUGUGAUGGAAAUACUAUUAGAUGAAGUUAUGAAAAUAGAUGCAAUGAUAAGGAGUUUAUUAGAAACAUUGAAAAAGACUAAAUAUAGUAUUAAUAAUACGAAUAAUAAAAAUGAUUUGAUCAAG